Messenger RNA from Amphiprion ocellaris (clown anemonefish), 3247 nucleotides. RefSeq lists its product as uncharacterized. The transcript has 3 exons. The coding region runs from base 1569 to 2798 and encodes 409 amino acids. Lineage: Eukaryota; Metazoa; Chordata; Actinopteri; Pomacentridae. The record is from RefSeq and is a predicted model, not a curated record.
UGCCACUGUUUCCUAUUCUACACACAGUGCCUUGCAGUCAGUAAUUUUUUCAUUAUUUAUUUUCUUCUAUAUGUUAACAUGAUGCAUCAUGGUUUAUUAUUGAAAUAUAGUGUUACAUAAUGAGCUUUAUUUAUGCAUUAUGGAUGAUAUGCUUGCCUAUUGCUCUGUGAAAAUAUUCCAAAGUGUUUAUAUUUUAUUUGUCUUUUAUGAAUGAAUACUUGGGUGGAGUCACAUGACCACACACGAUCAUGUGACUUCCUGUUAAGUGUUUUUUAAAAGUAGACUUCCUGCUGUUCAGUUCAUUUACAAAUGUUGCCCUGACGAAGACUUGGUGUCGAAACAUGUUGGUGGUGUCCAUGUAGCUAAUAAAGGACUUUUAAUUGAGUAAGUACAGAGUGCCUCGGACUUUUCUUGCUUCAGUUCAAGUCACAGUUACUGCUUCAGCAAGUUUUUUCUGUAUUUCUAUUCAUCCGCGGGCCUGGUCCUUGUAGAGCACCUGCUUUUUACCCAUUGUUCACACCUGUUUUGGAGCCAUAAGCAGCACUCAACAAUCCUCCCUUUUUUUGCAAAGUUCUACUUCACCCACCACUGGGCCGUGGUGUUUUUUGUUGAGUUGCUCCGUUCAAUUUACCCUGGACGUUAUUGGAUCACAAGAUGACACAGCCAUCUAAGAACACAUUAUUUUUUACCCAAGAGGAAGGACGCAAUAUUAUUGUACAAGACUCUUUAUUCUGCAUGGAAAACCCAGGCUCACCUGAACUACCUUCUUACAAUGAACUUAAAAGACUUCUUGAGAAAGAAAAGAAACUGGAGUUACAUGCAAUAACGCUAUCCGACUACUGGCGGCAGAACAUCAUACCUCGUGGGCUCCGGAUAAAUAAAUUUCCAUCCUUUGGACAAGAUAACCUUGAAUUUAAACAAAAAUGGGAGUCCGUACUAAAUAAAUGCUCUUUUGACCUGAUGCUAUUACUGAUUGAUGAGGCAAAAAAUCAAAGAGAAGAAAUCAAACAGAAGAUACCGGAAGUAAAACGGAAGUUGUCACUUGUCAACGUGACACAACAACAGAAGGAGGAAGCAGCUAUCACUGAAAGUAAAAUAAACGACGACAUACGUGAGCUGACAAAGACCAUCACAAGUACAAAAAUGAAUAAGUUUCAAAGAGACAAAAAAGAUUAUGAUGAAGGAGCCAUCUAUUCUUGGCAGCGCCGGCACACCCGGGGACCACCGAGACGCGGCCGUACAGUCUCAUUCAGCUUACCGGGCAGCACCACAAGUGAGGACGAGGACCGCUCUGACACAAGUCUGGCUGGUUCUUCUCAUUUUUUAGACAAAACCCGGACACCUCACAGUGGCGCAGGAAGAAAACACGGCGGGGCAGACGGGGGAGGAGGAAAACGACAGCUGAGACCUCGACAGCCCCAUCAAAAUUACCACCACCACCACAAACGGUGAAAGACGAGCUAUGGUGUGGCUUAAAAAAGAAGAAGACAUCGUGGUGAGAAGAGCGGAUAAAGGGGGAGCUACAGUAAUAUGGGGAUCGUCUCUACCAACAAACCAAGGGGACUGCCAUGGGGGCUUCAUACGCCCCCAACUAUGCGGGAUUAUUUUUGGGGCUAUGGGAAGAGAGGUAUGUGCACAGCACUGAAAACCCCUUCAAACAGCUCAUCAAAUACUAUGGUCGUUACAUUGAUGACCUUUUCUUCAUUUUUACUGGUACAACAGAACAACUUCAAGAAUUUCAUCAAUAUUUAAACAGCACUAAUCCUAACAUCAAACUCAGUUUGGAAUUCAGCAACAAAGAAAUAAACUUCUUGGACCUUCUAAUAUCACUGGAUGAACAAGGCUCAAUACACACAUCUCUGUUCAGAAAAAGUACAGAUCGAAAUACUGUUUUACAUGCUGAAUCCUUCCAUCCUAAGAGUCUCAUUGAAAACAUUCCAUUUGGGCAAUUUCAACGUCUCAAGCGCAUCUGCAACUCUCAAACGGACUUCAAUACCCAAGCUACGGAAAUGCAACAGCGGUUCGUUCAAAGGGGCUACAAAGCAAAGACACUGAGUGGGGCUCUAACACGAGCAAAAAUUUUGGACAGAAGAAAUCUUCUCAUAAGGAGACAGCGAGCUCCAUCACAAACAAAAAACAGAAUUUUCUGUACUUUACAGUACAGCAACAUGGCAUACAAAAUCAAAAACGCCAUUACAAAAAACUGGUCCAUACUGGCUUGUGACCCUUCACUGGGCCCCUUGUUCUCUGAGCCCCCCAGGUUUGCCUUUAAAAAAGCCCCCACCCUCAAGGACAAAAUCGUCAAAAACUAUUUGCCAGCAUCAAAACUUGAGACUUUUUUCAAAAAACCCAUUGGCACCUUCAGAUGUGGGGCAUGUGUCCAUUGCACACAGAUCAAUCGUUCUACACAUUUUAUGGACUCUACAUGCACCUACACUUUUAAAUGUCGUUCUUUUGCAAACUGUAAUACAACACAUGUGGUAUACCGACUGGACUGUGUUUGUGGGUGUUUUUACAUUGGUCGCACAAAAAGAAAACUGAAAGAGCGUUUUGCAGAACACAAAUAUGCUAUCCGUAAAGGAAACAUGGAAUAUCCGAUUGCAAAACAUUUCAAGAACAUGACCCACACAAACAUUAAUGAACUCACAAUCAUGGCAAUUGAAGUUAUUGAGAACACUCCCCGAGGGGGUGACAGGUUGAAAAGAUUAUUGCAGAGGGAAACCUUCUGGAUCCACUCUUUGAAAGCAACUGUGUUCCCUGGACUAAAUGAAGAAAUAGACUUUUCUCCGUUUCUGUAAAUAUAUUAAUGUGUUCUGAAUGAUUGUCUUUGAUGAUGAGGGUUUACUCACUGUUUCAUGCCACUGUUUCCUAUUCUACACACAGUGCCUUGCAGUCAGUAAUUUUUUCAUUAUUUAUUUUCUUCUAUAUGUUAACAUGAUGCAUCAUGGUUUAUUAUUGAAAUAUAGUGUUACAUAAUGAGCUUUAUUUAUGCAUUAUGGAUGAUAUGCUUGCCUAUUGCUCUGUGAAAAUAUUCCAAAGUGUUUAUAUUUUAUUUGUCUUUUAUGAAUGAAUACUUGGGUGGAGUCACAUGACCACACACGAUCAUGUGACUUCCUGUUAAGUGUUUUUUAAAAGUAGACUUCCUGCUGUUCAGUUCAUUUACAAAUGUUGCCCUGACGAAGACUUGGUGUCGAAACAUGUUGGUGGUGUCCAUGUAGCUAAUAAAGGACUUUUAAUUGAGUAAGUA